AGUUGUAGUUCUUGGAGCCGGAAGUGGGGGUGGCAAGGCUAGAAACCGCAGCUGAGACAGCAAUCACCGCGCCUGCUGUCAACCCGGGUGUAGUGCAUCACCCAGAGCCCACCCACCGAGGGUGCCUCCUCAGUUCCCUGGGGCUUCGGGAGCCCUGAAGGACGAAGCGGCAGGGAAGCCUCUCUUCAGAGAGGAGGCGACGUCGCAGCCCCGGAUGCGUCCAGAGGGCGCGGGAAUGGAGCUGGGCGGCUGCGAGGAGCGCUUGCCAGAGGAGAGCAGGAGGGAGCACUGGCAGCUGCUGGGUAAUUUGAAGACUACUGUGGAGGGUCUGGUGUCAGCCAACAGUCCCAACGUCUGGUCCAAGUAUGGUGGCCUGGAACGGCUUUGCAGGGACAUGCAGAGCAUCCUCUAUCAUGGGCUCAUCCACGACCAGCAGGUGUGUUACCGCCAGACUGAUUACUGGCAGUUUGUGAAGGACAUCCGCUGGCUCAGUCCCCACUCAGCCCUUCAUGUGGAGAAGUUCAUCAGCCUGCACGAGAAUGGCGAGAGCCGCGCCGACGGCGUGAGCGAGCAUGCCGUUGCCGGGCUGUGGCUGCAGCACAGCUUGCAGUGCCACUGUCUCUCCGCCCAGCUCCGGCCCCUGCUCGGGGACAGGCAGUAUAUCAGAAAGUUCUACACAGAUACUGCUUUCCUGCUAAGCAACGCCCACGUCACGGCCAUGCUCCAGUGCCUGGAAGCGGUGGAACAGAACAACCCCCGCCUCCUGGCUCAGAUCGAUGCGUCUAUGUUUGCCAGAAAGCAUGAGAGCCCGCUCCUGGUAACCAAGAGCCAGAGCCUGACAGCUCUGCCUGGAUCCACAUACACCCCUUCAACCAGCUAUGCUCAGCAUUCCUACUUCGGGUCCUUCUCUAGCCUCCACCAGUCCGUCCCUAACCACGGCUCAGAAAGAAGAUCUACUUCCUUUUCACUCUCUGGCCCUCCCCGAAAACCCCAAGAGAGCAGAGAGCACGUCUCACCAGCACAGGAUCAAGCCUUCCAAGCCCCCCUGCUUCCAGUCUCGGCAUUAGCCAGGGAUCCCCCCUCAGCCCCAGAUGAGAUGAGCUCUAGCACCCUGACCAGCCUGCUAGCAGCAUCCUGGGUCAGCGGCCAGAAUGACUCCCCCAGUGAUGCCAGCGAGGGGCCCGAGUACUUGGCCAUCGGCAGCCGGGACCCCCAAGGCCGGCCCGCCAGCUGUCAGAGCCACGGCAGCAGAGCUGAGAGCAGCACCUCCAACUCGUUCUCCUCCAGCGGCUCACAGAAGCCGGCUUCUGCUGCUUCUCCCCGAGGCGAGCAGGACGGAGGCGGGCAGGGCCAGCUGUCCAGCGGCCUUCGCAGGUCCAGCUUCUCGGAGGGGCAGACCCUCACUGCCACCGGUGGAACAAAGAAGAGCCAUACUCGCUCCCAUUCAGAUACCAACAUUGCCUCCAGAGGAGCCCCAGGAGGCCCCAGGAAUAUCACCAUUAUAGUUGAAGAUCCCAUUGCAGAAUCCUGCAAUGAUAAGUCGAAGUUGAGAGGCCCCUUGCCCUACUCUGGCCCAAGCAGUGAAGUCAGCACACCCAGCUCUCUGUACAUGGAGUAUGAGGGCGGUCAGUACCUGUGCUCAGGGGAGGGCAUGUUCCGAAGACCAUCCGAAGGACAGUCCCUCAUCAGCUACCUGUCUGAGCAAGACUUUGGAAGCUGUGCAGACCUGGAAAAGGAGAACGCCCACUUCAGCAUCUCAGAGUCCUUGAUUGCUGCCAUUGAGCUCAUGAAGUGCAACAUGAUGAGCCAGUGCCUAGAAGAGGAGGAAGAAGAGGAGGAAGACAGCGAUAGAGAGAUCCAGGAACUGAAGCAGAAGAUCCGCCUGCGUCGCCAGCAGAUCCGCACCAAGAACCUGCUCCCUGGGUACCAGGAGGCUGAGCACGGAACAGGUUUUCGGGUCACUUCUAGCAGCUCCCAGUUUAGUUCACGUGAUUCAACACAGUUCUCUGACUCUGGCUCUGCUGACGAGGUUGAUGAAUUUGAAAUCCAAGAUGGUAGCGAAGGAUCUAACCUGACUCACAUGUCAAAGAACGGACUCUCAGUGUCAAUGGCCUCGAUGUUUUCAGAUGCUGAUAUCAGAAGGAGCACAGCCUCAAACAGCAAAUCCUUCACUUCCUCCCAGUCCUUCUCUCACUGCUUCCUUCACUCCACAUCUGCGGAGGCAGUGGCCAUGGGACUCCUGAAGCAGUUCGAAGGCAUGCAGCUCCCAGCUGCCUCAGAGCUAGAAUGGCUGGUUCCAGAGCAUGAUGCCCCUCAGAAGCUCCUGCCCAUCCCUGACUCACUGCCCAUCUCACCAGAUGACGGGCAGCACGCUGACAUCUACAAGCUGCGGAUUCGUGUUCGUGGCAACUUGGAGUGGGCCCCACCCCGGCCUCAGAUCAUUUUUAAUGUUCAUCCAGCCCCAACGAGGAAGAUCGCGGUGGCCAAGCAGAAUUACCGCUGUGCUGGGUGUGGCAUUCGGACUGACCCUGAUUAUAUUAAGCGGCUGCGGUACUGUGAGUACUUGGGCAAGUACUUCUGUCAGUGCUGCCAUGAAAAUGCCCAGAUGGUCAUCCCCAGCCGGGUUCUGCGCAAGUGGGACUUCAGCAAGUACUAUGUCAGCAAUUUCUCCAAGGACCUGCUUAUUAAGAUCUGGAACGAUCCUCUCUUCAAUGUGCAGGACAUCAACAGUGCCCUCUAUAGGAAGGUCAAGCUGCUCAAUCAAGUCCGGCUGCUGCGGAUCCAGCUGUAUCACAUGAAGAACAUGUUCAAGACAUGCCGACUGGCCAAAGAACUUCUGGAUUCCUUUGACACAGUUCCAGGCCACCUGACCGAGGAUCUCCACCUGUACUCCCUGAAUGACUUGACUGCAACCAGGAAGGGGGAGUUGGGGCCCCGGCUUGCUGAGCUCACCAGGGCAGGGGCUACCCACGUAGAGCGAUGCAUGCUCUGCCAAGCCAAGGGCUUCAUCUGUGAGUUCUGUCAGAAUGAGGAUGACAUCAUCUUUCCUUUUGAGCUGCAUAAGUGCCGGACCUGUGAAGAGUGUAAAGCGUGUUACCAUAAAGCUUGUUUCAAGUCUGGAAGCUGUCCCCGGUGUGAGCGGCUGCAGGCCCGGCGGGAAUUGCUGGCCAAACAGAGCCUGGAGUCUUACAUGUCAGACUACGAGGAGGAGCCCAUGGAAGCCCUGGCCGUAGAGGCCACCGUCCUGGAGGCCACCUGAAGAAAGCACAUUAAGCCCUCUUUCCAGGGGCCAGGGUCACAUGUAAUGCAGAACUGAGCCACCUUUUUAAGGACUUUCCCCACUUGUUUUUUUUUCUCUAAUUAUUAUCCUUAUUAUUAUUUUUUUAAUGACUUGUCUAACGUCCAUGUAAAUCAACCUUCAUUAGGUUGGUGGGGUCCAGUCUGUUGUGACAAUUUGUAGGUACCGGGCAUUUUCAUCAGAACUGACACGUGAGUCCUUAUGUGAAACUUCUAGUGCCUCUGCCAGGGGAAUGGAUGGUGAGACCCAAUUCUUCUGACAUCCAUGGCCUUCUGUACUUUGACCAGAUCUGGCUUCAGCUGCAUUUCAAGUAUCAUUUCCAGUUUCAUUUUGUUUUAGUUCUGGAGCUUCUGUGUCAGGCCUUUCCCAGCCAACUCACUUCUCCUUUGCUGCUGAAAUAGGAGGAUGGAGUUUUCUCUCUCUGCCUUGGAAUAGAGUCAGACUGGGCCCGGAGGAGAAGCAGCAGGGAAUGGGACUACAUCGUGGGCAUUCUGUCCAGCUUACAUAGGUAAUUUUUGAGGCCGUAAAAACAGCAUUCUUACCUGGAAUCCUCAGAGACCUCAAGGAGGCCACCAUGACCUCCUUGUUUGAAAUAGUCUAGGCGUCGAUGAUGUCACAGACUGACUUUCUUUACCGUGGUGGGCUUGAAGCAACGAAACAGCACUGACACUUAAGCCAGGCCCCUUCGUAGCCUUCUAGCAAGCAUCAGUGAGGCUGCCACUCUGUUGUUUCGAGGGCAUUUACUCGAUCGGAGGAGUUGUUGGCCUCCUCUUACGCGAUGAGGUCUCCUUUAGUCAACCUAGCUCUGGUGCAGGUAUGAUCUUCCAAGCCCGGGCAAGUUCCUGAUGCCAUCCUAAGCUGCAGACAGAAACUCCAUCUGCUAUCUGAUUUGUGGGUCCCUUGCCACUGUGUCCUCUGUUAGAUGGUCAUUUUGGUUCUGAGUGAAAUUACGGGCCUACUCCAUUCUCAUCCCCUUCCUGCAACAUAGCUGGGACCCUCCCUGGUGGCUGAACUCUUGCCUUAGUUUCUUUUGUUAAAGUCAGUGUGGGGGCAGGGAGAUGUCUGCUAUUAGUGGGGUUAGAGAACUUGGCCAUUUGUGGGCGUGAGUGUGAGUGUGAAUGUUCCUGUGUUCUUGGGAUAACAAGAGCCUUUAUGCCUAUUAACGCACUGAACUCUGUAGCCUGGUAAUAUCCAUAUGUUCCUUCUUUUCAUGUUACUAAUUUUAACACACACAUACCUUUUCUUAAAAUGUGCAUUUUGAUGGGACCGUCAAUAUGUUUGUGGUGUUCUUUACGUUGCUGUGGCCCCUGACCCCUACCUAGAACACUGGCCGGGGGUGCUGUUCUGAGGGCUGGCAGCUCUGUGAACAAGAGCCCACAGCACUUUUUUUCUGGGACUGACUUCUUAUAUACGUAUGUUUCCAUAAUUGGUUGCUAGUAGAAAAAACUUGCUGUGGACGCUGCCCCAAGAAGCUGAACAGAAAGUAGCACGUGGUCAGUGGAAGCUGAUGAGUGGCUGAGCUGGAGGCCACCAGGAGUCUCACAGGAAGUAGAAGGGGCAGUAAAGUAAUGGCCAGAGCUGAGGCUUCACCUGGGCCGGAGGGAGCAGGGAGGAAGUGACCCACAGCGCUGGUCUCUCUGCCUCAGACUUAGGAUCAGGCCGGAAGACCCUGAGGCUGUUCUCCCUUUAGUUCGUGGGGGAGGCUCUGAAAGCCAAGGCCUCCAGCCCAGCCCGGUUUUGAGGGGCUAACUAGGAGCUCCGUUGUCCUCCGUUGGCCCCACACAACUCAAGUCUUACUAAGGGUUAGGCCUCCGAUUCGGGUUCAGGGGUUUGUAAAAAAAUGGUGAGCUGUGUCCAGUUUUGGUAUAAAUUACACAUCUAGCUCCUUACUCUUAAGUCACUACACUGGAGGAGAGAUGCACUGUCAUUAUUGUCCUGCCUGUUUUGUAUUAGCAGAGGACCAAAGGAUGGAAAAUGCUGGCAGUUUCCAAAGUUGAGCUCAACAAUCUCACAUGCUCCUGGUUUUUCACUUAUUUUUCUCUACCUUCCCCAUUCCAUCUCCUUAGAUUGCGUAUCUGUUUUAGUGACCCUGACACUCUGCUGUCAUCACUAUCCAAAUACCCAUUUAUUUAUUUAUUUGAGAGGAAAGAGAGAGAGGAAAGAGUAUGGGAUGUUUGAAAGCACUUUGCAACUUACAGCGGUAUCUAAAAACCCCCUGCUGUUGUGGGGAAAAGCUUUGAAUGCACUGAAGAGCUUUCCUUCUGAAUGAAAAGGGAGGGAAGAAGUGUUCUUUUUUAUAAAUAAAGGGAAAAAGGUUAAAAGUUUGCUUACAAGGUAGAGACAAGGUUCAAGACAUAGCAGAAGAGUGGAAGGCAGAUAUUUUCCACUUAAAUGAGGCUGUUGUUGACUUUCUCUGCCAAGGCUUUAGAGCUUUUGUUGAAUUAACAUAAAAGGAGCAAGAGUCUAAAGAGAGAUGUUCUGUUUGUGUACAACUCGUGUUCUGAACUGGAUUUCUACUCGCUGUAAUUCAUACAUAGCCCAACAGUUUAUUGUCAUCUUUAAUAAACUAAGGAAAUGAAAUUCCUGCCUUUUAUUUGUCUGCCUUGACUAUCAGGAAAUGGUAUUGAGUGUCCACUGUAAAGCAGGCAUGUAUGAAAAUUCAGGAGGUUUCUGAAUUAUAAUGCAAAGAAAACUGGACUUUCCAAGUCAGGAAAAAUGGGUGUGAGAAUGUGUUGUCACUGACUUGCUGUGUGACCUUGAGCAGAUCACUUUGCUUCUCUGGAUUUCUGUUUCUUCAUCUAUCAAAGAUAUGGGCGCUGGUCAUUACCAGUGCCCCCUACCCAUCCUCUUGAUGUGAAUAUCUUAUUUUAAAGUCAGGUGCCUGGCUGGCUCAGUCGGUGGAACGUGCGACUCUUGAUCUCGGGGUUGUGGGUUCAAGCCCCACAUUGGGUGCAGAGCAUACUUAAAAAUUAAAAAAAAAUCUUUAAAAAUGAAAGAAAAUAAAAAUAAAGUGAGGUAAAUCUUUCUCUCUACAGCAUCUAAAUUGUAUCAGAUCCUUUGGUUCUCAGUUCUGUGAACAACUUCCUCUGAGUUUCUCUUUUAUGCUCUUGGCCCAUUGGAGCUCCAGCUUCACCCUGCAACUUUCUGAACAUUUCUGCUUUGAUGUCCCUUGGUCAGCUCCCACUGAUAAUGUCUAAAACCAACAUGAAUAUAUUUCCCCAAACCUAACCAGUAGUUACCCCAGCUUGAAAAUUUGGUUGUCUUCAACUCCUUUCUCUCUGAGUCAGGUAGCAUAUUCUGCUAAUAAAGUAUUAUCUCCUUCCUACCACCUGUCAUCAAGUUCUGCUGAUUUUUCUCUUGAAAAUAAACCUACCUCAUUCUUUUUCUAUCAUUAGCACACAAAUUCGGGUUCUUUUUUUUAAUUAUUAUUUUAAAGAUUUUUAUUUAUUUAUUUGACAGAGAGAUAGCAAGAGCAGGAACACAAGCAGGGGGAGUGGGAGAGGGAGAAGCAGACUUCCUGCCGAGCAGGGAGCCCGAUGUGGGACUCGAUCCCAGGACCCUGGGAUCAUGACCUGAGCCGAAGGCAGACGCUUAAUGACUGAGCCACUCAGGUGCUCACAAAUUCAGGUUCUUAUCUUAUAUCUCAACCCUCUCUAGCCAUGCCAGUCUCUUCCUAUUUAAUCAUCCCAUCAAAUAUUUGGGUAGCUGCUGUAUGCCAGUUUCUGUGCUAGGCUCUGUGGCUAUUGCAGGGAGCAAAAUGGAGGCAAUCCCUACCUCUAGGGCGCUUAGAGUCUUGAGGGGGAGGCAGACAUUGCCCAAAAGUCACCAAAAUGAGUAUGUAAUUACAAGCUGUAAUAAGAGCUAUGAAGGAAAAGAGUAGAUGCUACUAAAUUAAAAAAAAAUAAUAAUAAUUUAGAUUGGAGACAAGGAAGGCCCCUGAUGAGGCAGCGUAGGGAGAAAAGGGCUCCAGAUGAGGACCGGCAUGUGUUGGUGCCGAUACAUGAGGGGUUUGGGCAAGGAGCUGCAAAAAGGACUGAACUGCAAAUUUUAGCUUUUAUUCUUAUAACAUUGGAAAGCCAUCGAAGAGUUUUAGUCAGAGGAGUGACUCAUCUGGUUAAAAUGUCAGUGUGUACUUUUCAGAGAAUAAAUAGAGUAAAGCAAGAGUAGAAGCAGUGGGAUCUUCUAGAGGGUUGGCUGCAGCGAUUCAAGAGAGAAAUUAUGUUGAGUUGGACGAGGGUGUGGAAUAUUGUCAUCACUGUCCGCUCAUCACCCCGGACGUCUGAAAACAAGAUGCAUUCCAGGGGCGCCUGGGUGGCUCAGUCAGUUAAGCGGCUGCCUUCGGCUCAGGUCAUGAUCCCAGGGUCCUGGGAUCGAGCCCCGCAUCGGGCUCCUUGCUCAGCAGGCAGCCUGCUUCUCCCUCUGCCUCUGCCUGCCGCUCCCCCUGCUUGUGCUCUCUCUCUAUCUCUCUCUCUGUGUCAAAUAAAAAUAAAUAAAAUCUUUAAAAAAUAAUAAUAAAAAAAAAUGAAAACAAGAUGCAUUCCAAAUGUUCUACAGUGACUCGGGCAUUUUAAAUCAGUGGAACGAAAGGCUGAGGGGCAAGAUAUUGGAAAGAUACUGGGAGAAAUGACAGAACACAAGAAAAUUAGCAACUAAGUCCCAGGAAGUGCAGAGACCAGGACAGCCCUAGGAACCCUAGGUUGCAGGAUUUGCAAACCCCUUGAGCCUGCUGCCAGUGAGGCAGGCCCAAGAGUAGUGACUGUGUUGGGGACUCACCCCAGAGUAUUAGGGCACACCCCAAAGAAAGGGGAGCUGUGAGCUGGGCAGUCAUCCACUGUGACCUUGACUGUUAUUCAUCAUUCCCUGUGGCCCCAAGCAUGUGUAGAUUUGCUAUACCCUCUAAUGGUAUAAAGAGUAGGCACAGUCUUUAUAGCAUCUUGGUUAAAGUGAGGCCCAAGCCUGCUUCCUUUUUCCUAUGAACUUCUGGCUUAGAGUAUGGGGAAAAGGGAUCACUAUGCCCACCCUAUCCUGCUGACUCUUCCGCACUGAUCAGCUACAGUCUUCUCCCAUAUCCAGUCUCCAGGAUAUCAAACUGCUUGCUUAAAAUUUUAGGGAUAGCAGCUGCCAGAUGGCCCACGCUCACCCAUCGCGAGCUUAAUGUUCUUGGGAUCAAAGACGAAUGUGAUUAAAAAGGAAAGGGAAUCUGCUUAGCACUACUCCUUUAGGAGUAUGGAGAACAUGAGGCUGUGUUUUACGUAUACUCUUGUCUCCCCCUUUUCUGUGAACUGCUUCUGGAGGCUUUGGAGGGACAUCAGAGACUUAGUCGUUAAUUUCCCAUGGAUUCUGUCAGGUAUCCCAGUAUCAUUACAGUGUCUUAAUACCAGACCAGCAAGGUGAGGGUUAGUGGGUUAAAAUAAAUCUAGAGUGGUGGCAGGGCUCUUAGGUAGGUGAGAGUUUUAGUGACCAGCCUCCUGAGGGGCUGCAGCAGACCAGCAGGAUGCAAGUCUGUGACAGCGCAGCACGGCACAGAUGACCUGAAACCUUCCGACAGCUUUGUCACCCUAGGUCCUGUCCUUUUCUCUCACCGCGCUGGCAGUGUCGCACUUGUUUACCUUUCAAACAGUGAUGUUGGUAGUUCUCAACUGGUUUUCUCUUGCCAGUGGCCAGGGCAGGAACAGAAGCCAGCCUCCCAGCUUCUGCCCCAGUCCACUGUCUCCAAAGGCGGCCCACAACGGCUUCGGCACUAGCAGCGAAGAGGGCGAGACAAGCAAGUAGAGGGCACUUUUCUCUCCUUUCCCUCCUCCCCUCCUAGCCUUUGCCACUUAAAAUCUGAGGAAAGAAAUUCAGCCUGGAUGCCAACAACAGGUCUCCCUGCGCAACGGACUAAAACAAGAUUCGUAAUUUCUCCCUUAAUCACUGGAAGCCCCACAACCACAGAUCUAACUAAAAGAAAGUCCUGACACGGUGAAAAGCAGGAAUGAGGCCCACAGAGGAAAAGGGAAUGAAAGAGAGCUGCUUCUCUCUCUUUCUCUUUUGUUUAUUCAAUAGUAUUUAAUUUCUAAUACAUUCACAUGCUUAAAGUCCACAAAAAAGUAUACAGCGAAAAGUCUCCCAUUUCUAUAGCCAUGUGCCCAAUUUUUGCCUCACCCCCUUUGGUAGCCCCUCAUUACUUUUCCAUUUAUCCUAGAGAGUUUCUUUAUGGAAAUAGAAGCAAAUAAUAUAUACUUUUUAUUCUGGGGCUCCUGGGUGGCUCAGUCAGUUAAGCGUCCGACUCUUGGUUUUGGCUCAGGUCAUGAUCUCAGGAUGCUGAGAUCGAGCUCCACGCUCAGCAAGGAGUCUGCUUGAGAGUCUCUCCCUCUGCCCCCUGCCCUCUCUCUCUCUCUCUCAAAUAAAUAAAUAAAUCUUUUUUUAAAAACCCAAAGUAUAUACUUUUUUUAAAAAAGGUUUUAUUUAUUAGAAGGAGAAGGAGAGAGAGCACACAAGCGGGGGUGGGGGGGGGAAGGAGCUGCAGAGGGAGCGAGAGAAGCAGACUCCCUGCUGAGCAGGGAUCUGGACUCGGGGCUUGAUCCCAGGACCCUAAGAUCAUGGCCUGAGCUGAAGGCAGUUGCUUAACUGACUGAGCCACCCAGGCACCCCCAAGAUACACACUUCUUAUUCUUCACCCUUUUAAAAAAUUGGCGUAUUAUAUAUACAUUUAUGUACCUUGCUUUUUUUUUUUUAAACGAUAUCUUAAAAGAAUUUUCUUUAUCAGUACACAAAGAGUUUCCUUAUUCUUUUUUAUAGCGGCACGUUUUCCAUACUUGAUUCAACCAGUUACCUCUUGAUGGGCAUUUAAGUUCUCCCAUCUAUUGUUAAUACAAACAAUGCUGCAAUGAAAAACCUGGUCAUACGUUAUUUUAUAUGGGUGCAAGUGUAUCUGUAGGAUCAAGUCCCCACAGUGGAACAACCAGCACGAAAGGUGCGUGCAUUUGUAAUUUUGGUAAAUCUUGCCAAAUUGCCCUCCACAGUGGGGAUGAAGAGAGUGAGGCAGGGGAGGGAUGGAAAACAUUACUGUGAGGUCACACUCCUCUGCCUAAAACUCACCACUCUUUCUCUCUGCAAGAUGAAGUUUGGUUCCUUCCCCAGGCACAUGUAGGAUCUUCCAUCCAUGGCCACACUUUAGCUUCCUCAUUUCACCUCCUCCUAUUCCCUGAACGACUAGCGGUUUCCCAACUACACCUUUAUCCUUCUUCCUUUGAAGAGCUAACUCAGCUUCAUCCUGGUUUUCUCUGAUCUAUUCUGUACCCAUCCUGUGUGAGCCCUUACUUAGCACUCUCUCCGUGCCUCUUGUUAGAACACUUCGCACACAGUCUUAUUAUUUAGCAUUUUCUCUAAUAGCACAACAGACAAGUGAAUGAAUGGGAUGAAUACAUGAAUGGCCAGGUGGCCAUUGGAAUGUAAGGACUGCCUGUUCUACACGGGAACAAGAAUGAUCAGAAGUACACUGUGGGACAAGGGCCAGGAUUGUUCUGACUUUACCUCUGAUUACCACACCUCUUAGCUCUCUUACUCCUUGGCACCAAAUCUCUGCAGUGGUUACUUUCCUAAAUCUUAGUGUGAUAAAAAUAGACGCAUCUCCCUUCUCUUCCCUCAGCUACUUUGCAACUGUUUGUUUUGUUUUGUCCAGCAGCCAUUAUCAGGGAAGGUAACAUUCCAAAUGUCCUUUACUCACUUUAUUAUUAAACGGCCAGGCUUUCCUUUCCAGGGACUAAGCUGGGAGACAGGAUGAUAUUUAGAUGCCCUAAAAACACCCUAGGAAUUUAAAAAUCUUCAUGUCUACAAGGUAAGCUGAGAGAAGAAUGAUAAAACCACGUGAAAAACUGCAGAAGCUGUUAAAAUGUCCAAACAAUUUCCAACUAGAGAUAGAAAAAUAGCUUACAGUACAAAAUCUUACUUGUCCUAAGAUGCGUUGUGUAUUGUUACAAAGUAGUUAUGGUUCACACAAAGUCAAAGCCUGAUUUCCAGCAAGUUCUCAAGCUUCUCUUCCCAACAUUUAACGUAGGCUUGAGAUCUACAUAGGCUAAGCUCAAGAACACUGUUCAAAAGGGGGAAAAAAGAAUGCCAGACCAGCAUCCAUCCAUCCAUCCAUAUAUACAUACAUAUAUCCUAAAUAAACUUACUAUGUUUCUGUCUACCAGACAUCAAUCAUGCCAGAGCUUAAAUACAAUCAUAGAACAUUGCUUCAAAAGGUGUUAGCUGCAGCAUAAUUUAUAAGAGUUCAAAGUCAAUGGAACAUAUCCCCAAAUAGAUGCAACCAUUGUAAAGACCAUGAUGGUAACAGAGAAAAAAAAAGCUUAAAACACAAUGUUUUAUUGAAACAAAGGGAGAAAAUAAUAUGUCAAAUAUACAUGAAUCUUUACUGAUAUAUAUAAGUGAUAGAAUAAAUAAAUAAGAGACAAAUCUUUUUUUUUUUUUAAGAUUUUUUUUAUUUAUUUGACAGAGAGAGACACAGCGAGAGAGGGAACACAAGCAGGGGGAGUGGGAGUGGGAGAAGCAGGCCUCCUGCAGAGCAGGGAGCCCGAUGCGGGGCUCAAUCCCAGGACCCUGGGAUCAUGACCUGAGCCGAGGGCAGCUGCUUAACGACUGAGCCACCCAGGCGCCCCAGUAAGAGACAAGUCUUACAGAAGAUUUGUCUUCUCCUGGAGAGGAGAAGCUUAAUCCUCUCUUCCCUUGAAGAUGGAUUAGAAUUAGUGAUUCACUUACAAAGGAAAAAAAAAAGGGGGUUGGUGCCUGCAUGGCUCAGUCAGUUGGGCGUCCAACUCUUGAUUUCAGCUCUGGUCAUGAUCUCAGGGUUGUGAGAUCGAGCCCAGUGUCAGGCUCUGUACUGGGCAUGGAGCCUGCUAGAGACUCUCUCUCCCUUUCCCUCUGCCCAUCACCCCCACCCCACUCGCACUCUCUCUCUCUCUCAAAAAAAAAAAAAAAAGUAUGGAAAGAGAAAAGAGCAAGUUUAUAAUGGAGAAACCUGGCCAAUACUACCUUAACCAAGUGAUGAAGGUGAAUACCACCAGUGAUGUCAUGUGGAUAUUAUGCAUCCUGGAUAUAAUGUGAUGAGAAGGGCACAUCACUUCUGUGGUAUUCUUUCCAAAAACUCAUAACCUCAAUAUAAUCAUGAGAGAAACGUAAGACAAACCCAAUUUGAGGACUUUCUACAAAAUAGCUGACCAGUACUCCUCAAAACUGGCAAGGUCAUGAAAAACAAGGAAAGACUGAGAAACUGCCACACACCCGAAGAGCCUAAGGAGACACGAUUAAAUACAAUGUUCCAUCCUGAAUUGGAUCCUGAAAGAAAAAAAAAACAUCAGCAGCAAAACUGGUAAAAUCUAAAUAAAAUCUAAAGUUUGAUUAAAUGUAAUGUAAAAAUGUUGGUUUCUUAGUGUUGAAAAAUGUAAGGUGGUAACAUUAGUGAAAACUGAAAUUUUCAAGAACUCUCACUAUCUUUGCAACCUUUCUGUAAGUCUAAAAUUAUUCAAAAAUGAGAAGUUUAUAUAUAAAAAUAUAUAUAUACAUAAGGAGUGCGCUUGUGAUGAGUACAAGGUGUUGUAUGGAAGUGUUGAAUCACUAUAUUGUACACCUGAAACUAAUAUUACGCUGUAUGUUAACUAACUGGAAUUUGAAUAAAAACUUUUUUUUUAAAAA
This is a messenger RNA of Mirounga angustirostris (Northern elephant seal), 12970 nucleotides long. It is a transcript of the gene RUBCN, whose product is annotated as rubicon autophagy regulator. The record is from RefSeq and is a predicted model, not a curated record. NCBI's taxonomy places the organism in Eukaryota, Metazoa, Chordata, Mammalia, Carnivora, Phocidae. Gene Ontology annotation, cellular component: late endosome; early endosome. The coding region runs from base 215 to 3259 and encodes 1014 amino acids. Gene Ontology annotation, molecular function: phosphatidylinositol phosphate binding. Gene Ontology annotation, biological process: negative regulation of endocytosis; negative regulation of autophagosome maturation. The transcript has 22 exons.